Molecule: messenger RNA, 5594 nt
Organism: Tigriopus californicus
Lineage: Eukaryota; Metazoa; Arthropoda; Copepoda; Harpacticoida; Harpacticidae
Exons: 3
Coding region: 328-5562 (1744 amino acids)
Source: RefSeq, a predicted model, not a curated record
UUCUGCUUUGUCGCGGAUGAGAGAAGAAGUGACGGUACUUUGUUUUGCUUGUUUCGGCUACGAGAGGACCAAUAGGCAAGAAUUUCAUCCAUAUUCUGUUCCUCUACCAACUGAUAGAGUGUGCCUUUGUGAAUGAACGAAGCAAACAGUGAGAAAGAGUGCGAGGCAAUGUCACUAAAACUAGUCGAAUCAGGUAAAAACAUCCAAAGUGUUAAGGCUCCGGAACGGUGGAUUUCACACAAACUCUCAGAAUGUUCCUGUUCAAGUGAUCAUGAGUGCUUUAGGGGAUUGUGAUUGUAACUAUUACAUUGAGCGGCAUUUAAGGACAUGUUAAUUCCCUGGAUCAUCUUGACUGCCUCACUGGGGGUCGUUCAAGAAAGUCAUGGUUUCAUCAAUCCACCCAAACAAGCAGAAUUUGUCGCCGGGAGCUUCAUUAUCACCCAAAAAUCCCUCAAUGAAGCUCCCUAUCGAUAUGCCGGAAUCUUGCGCAAGGCUUUGGACAAAGUGGAGCAAAAAGAUCCACCGUCUAAAUCAGAUGAAGAGAGCUGCAGUGUCAGAUACCGGAUCAAUCCCUCAGGUCGACCGUCAAAGCUCCGAAUCAUUGACGAAAGCCUUUCCAUAGUUCUUCGAGACAACAACACCGUGAUCGUGGCUGCUAAAAUCUUUGCCGAAGUGGCCGCCAAAACCUGGAUAUGGAAAGGCAUUUACCUCUUGUUUGGAUGUGUCAAACUUAGUAGUUGCAAUGGGCAAAUUGUCACAUAUAAAGCGGAUAUUGACUUUCAAAUCGGAUUUCAAGCUUUUUGGAUAGAGGAGAAGAAAAAACUGUCGUUCUUCAUAAAGCCCGUGAAUACCGCCAUCAACAAUGUGGAAGUGUCCGGAUGUCAUCCACCCUGGUAUCUCUCUUGGUUCAAGACAUGGCAAGAUUUGCUCAACGCAGGAGUUCAAGAAGGCUUUGAAGAUUUUGCUCGGACAUAUGAACAUCAAGCGGAAAUCCCAGAAGGAUUCUCACCCCUUGAUAACGUGUUCAUCCAUUACAAAGUGACCAAUCUGAUAUGGAACAAACAUUACGUGAUCUUUCAAGCUAAUGCUACCUUUUCAGCCUUGAUUGACGGAAAAAACCAGACGUUUAUUCCCACCAAUGAGAACAGAGCUUCUGUGCCAAUUGAUAAUUGGAAGACGAUCAGUCCCAAAGAUGGACAAUCCCAUUUACUCCAAGGAGUUCGGGUUUCCACGGAGUUCUUGAACUCACUCAUGUGGUAUGCCACAGUGACAAAUGUGACGAGAUACAGUGGCAAUGCUCAAGUGUUGGACUCGUUCAUCAAUGGGACUAUAUCUUAUUCACCUCCCGAAAUCCGAGUGGAAAAAGAUGAGUUGCUUGGCAUUAAGAUUCCUCAUGGUUUAGUUUUGGCAACAUGCCGACCUGUCACGACCAGUGACACCAAGACCCUUUUCAAGGCCGAAUUUUAUGAUCUGGCUGGAAGUGGCCGGGUGAAAUUGAAAACGAGUUUGUCCAACAAAACCGGACUCACGGUUAGCUUGAACGAGUUAGACUUGAGCAACAUGAACACUAAACCUUUUGAACCCAAAUUACCCCUGCCUGAAGCUUUUGAGGAAGAGCUCAUGCGGAGUGCAAUGGCCAAACUGCAACCGGUAGUGAACAUCUACCUCAAAUCGAAACCACUCUAUCUCCCAGACAAUAUUUCUCCUUUCGCUGAUGCACCAGAGAUGCAUCUGGUGACAACUGGAAAUGGGACAGGUUUUGCUGAGAUUUUGAGCUAUUGCACUUGCAGCAAGACUCUGGCGUCUGCUUACUCCAAUUGUGACUCAAGAUCUCACAUUUGUGAUGGCAAGAUCAUUGACAUCGACCUCACUCCGUUUGACAAACCAGAAGACGGCGACGACUCGAAAGUUAUCAACUCAAUCAAAGAUGGCAUCAAAGGGAUUUUUGGUGCCGCCAAGGAUGUCAUUAGCAGGCGUCUAAACCAAUCAGAGCCCAGGCAUAUUCCUAAGGUGACACAGGCACUGAAUUUCCCAGCAAUCUUCGAACAAAGUGUCCAGAAUAUCACCUAUUUUGGAUUCCAUUUGACGUUCUUUGAAGAUGACUUUAAUUGUAAGCUAAACAAAUUUGGAUCCCGCGCCAAGGUGUAUUGGCUUUGGCAAACGUCUCAAUGUACUCCAUUGUUCUUACAAGGGAAAAACUCCCUUCAGUACUACUACCUCAAUGCCACAACCCUGAAAUUUGGUUGUGGAGAUGAGUUUUGUCAGAGUUGCCAAUAUCCAAACUUGGCAGUGGAUCCCAUUCAGAAGGAGCAAUGCAAUGAGCUGAACGACCAAUCUUACCAAGUGGGUUCACCUGUGAUCACACGGUGGGAAAUGGACCAACCCGUCAAGGCUUUGGUGGCCAAUGUCUUUUUUGAUGAAGAAUUCUGCUCCAUCCAUCAAAGAUACGUUGAACCGCAACUGAUUUCCAGCCAUACCAAUUUGGGUCUCACUGAAUCCUUAGCUUGUGGCGAAGCUGAUUCUGGAGAUUACAUUAACGUUCAAUUAACCAAUGAGACGGUAAAACAUGCUGUUUGGGAGUGUAAUAACAAAUGUCAAGCAUGUCUCUUCCGGGUUGAAGACGUGAAAUUGGGUGAUUGCCAUACCUUUCAGCAUCACGUGCAAAUUAUGUUCACCCAAAGUGUUUACCGAGAAUUGGCUUUAAAAACAGCCACUCCAUUGAGCACAAAUAAUGCUGCUAUUUAUGUGGGAAUUGGCAGUUCUGUCUUAAUCGUGUUCCUUGGAAGCCUAAUUAUUAUGUUCAUAUGUAAAUGGAAUUCCAAGAAGACUAGUCGACCAUCAAGUAGUAUAAGUUUUAGCAAGGAGAAGACCAAAUGUUCAAUUGUCUUAAAGGACUUAUGGACCAAGCACAUUGGAGUACGAUUCCUUGCGUGGAAUAAGUUUGAAAUGAAGGCUAUUCAAGAGGAUGUCAUUCAAAAUAUGAUGUUGGUGAUUAAUGGCGUAAUGGCUGUUGUCUUUGCCAUCGAGUGGAACAGUGACAAUAACCCUUUGCUGACCUUGCACAACAAAUUCAGCGAUGGCGUGUCCAUUUCGGUCGACAUUUUCAACACGGACAAAGUGGCGGUCUUUGCUGAUUGGCUCAAUUUGUUAACUUAUUUCGUCAACAUCAUUAAUGCCGUGCUUGCCUUCCUGAUUGUGAUCACAUGGAGCUUCACCAAAACAGGCUCAAGGACCCUGUGGAUGAAGGUGAGAUUGCUCUCUUCAGUUUUGCUCUUGUCGAGUAUCUUUGUGGUGAUUGCCAGCGUGAUUUUCUCCACAUAUUUCGAUGACCUCGUGACAUUGGAAAAGAAUCAAGGCGUGUUUAUAACGGACAACCAAUCCAUGUACAAUAUGGCUUCGAAAGUGCUAAAGGUGUCGCUUAAUGGUUUGUCUUUGACAGUGAUAUCUUUCACCAUAGUAUUCCUAUUCCAUGGCGUUGGAGGUGGUCUUUAUUUCGGGACCAUUCUAUUUAGACUCUUGCAUUUACACUCAAAACGAUCCAAUAUGGAGAUUUUGACCACUCUCUUGGUAAUUCUAACUGUGAUCCAGCCUUUCAUUUGUCUUCAUCCCGUGAUCAUUUGGUCUCAAGACUCCAACCACAAUUCUAUAUUCCUCAUACUUAUCAUUCUCAUUUGGUUCUUGCCCGUGAUUGUUCACGCCAUAUCUAAAGCUGUGAUCACUCAUGGACGGCCCAAAUUCAUUUCCCGGAUCAAUUCUCAUAACCAUGACUCUUCCGCCGAAAACAAGACAAACUUGUCCCAAUCAAUGAGGCUCAAGGACCGAUCCAAGUUCGAACACCGUCAGAGAAAGCUCGGACUCAUAUUUGACUUUGCCGUUCAAGUGAUGCAGAUUUCGUUUUUCCUGGCGUCGUUCUCCAUUAUCACGCACUUUAUCAUUCAUACAGAAUUCAAUCAAAAUCGAAAGAAUCUACAAGAUUUUGUUCUUCCAGCAAUCAUCUCGGUGUUCUGUUGGAUGACCUCCAUAUCAUAUCUUUUAUUGUCUUUGGUGUUAGACGAAUCGCGAAAAGACUCAAGACUAGUCUUCAAGGACCAAAAUCUGGAGUCAGCCAGGAAUUUGCUGCGGAACUCGCUCAAGAGACGACUCCAGACUCUUGAUCACCCGAGUGGACCGUCCAAUCGUAGACUUCCUCCGUUGAAGCCAAUGCGAAAUCUUAGACGGACAUUACCGGCCAAUGUCAGUCUGUCUGAAUCACUUAAUGGGCGUGAUAUUCAUCCCGAGGAUUCGGCUUUGGUUAACGUCGCUAGCCGGGUAAAGGCCACCCCAGCUGAUGUCCGACAAAAAGUGAGGAAAUUUGAAGAGAUCGGCCUGAAACCGAUGGUAAAGAGGGCUGAAGUCUACGCCAAGGAUCCUGUUGAGGAAAUCAGUGAUCCAGAAGUUGAAGUCUCGGUGGAAGAUCCAAAUUCAUCCAGUUGUUGGUCUCGAACCAAGCGAUUGUACCAUUUUCUGGUUGAAACUCGUGAGUACAAAGAUCCUUUGAGUUAUGGUUGGAGGAUUAAGUUCCGGAGGAUUUUCCUCAGUUUGGGCGUACUGCUCUUCACCGCUCUGACUAUUUACACCGUCAUUUCCACCCAGGAUUUCUCAUCUAAAGCAGAGAUUCAAAAACUUCUGGAUUUUACCGGCACCAAUCUCACUUGGCCUGAUAGUGGAUCCGUUUUGGAUGAUGUGUUCCAUUUGUAUAACACCAUGGAGCGCACCAAGUCUUACAUGAUGUUAGGCUCGGUUGGUUUGUUUUGGGCCAGUUUAGUCUUCGAUUUUGCCAGUCAUUUUGCUGAAACCGACCGUCGCAAAUCCUUACUUUUCACCGGAAGCAGAAUCACCAACUUCUUCGGGAGCCUCAUGGUUUUUGCCAGUGUGAUAGUCGUGGGACUUCCAGAUUAUUUGGAGGCGAGUCACUUGGAUGAAAUAUGUCCACACUGCGGCGAGAACUUCAAUCAAACUGUGCGCCAAGUGGCCGAAUUCUCUAUCGGCUUAUUCUUUGCUUGUUUGUUCACAUUCCAAUUGAUUCCAAUCCUCAUUACUAUUAUCCCAGCCUUGGUUCGAGCCGCUGUCCUGAUUCUGAUCCAUCCCUCGUUGCAAAUUGAAGAUGAUGACAUAACCUCACUGAGAAUGACGAUCCUUCAACAAGUCAUUCAAUUUGCUAGUUUCCUCACCUUUCCGAUUACUUUCAUAUCAAUGGCUAUUCUUCAACAAUAUCAAAAGGAUACGUUCGUGACCAUGCUGAUCAUUUGCUUCUGGACGUUCCCUCCCUUUGUUUUGUUCCUAGGAUUACAUUACACACGCAAAUAUCGUCGUCACAAGAUUUUAAUCUACAUCUAUUAUACGUACAAUACGUGCUACUUUGUGAUUUUAACGGCCUUGGUCUUCUACUCCAUGACUUUUGAGACAAUUAUUGAAACCUUGGAAGGUAUGAUGCGGGAACCCACGUUUUGGAUCAGCUCCACAUCUCAAGUUUUCCUUUGUAACGUUGUUAUUUCAGAUAUGCUUUAUAUGACAGUAUUUUAAUGUUGAAAUAGAAAACCAUAUUUUUGUGCGGA